Messenger RNA from Aspergillus aculeatinus CBS 121060, 1915 nucleotides. RefSeq lists its product as uncharacterized. Lineage: Eukaryota; Fungi; Ascomycota; Eurotiomycetes; Eurotiales; Aspergillaceae. Gene Ontology annotation, molecular function: molecular adaptor activity; GTP binding; GTPase activity. The record is from RefSeq and is a predicted model, not a curated record. Gene Ontology annotation, biological process: cytoskeleton-dependent cytokinesis. Gene Ontology annotation, cellular component: cell division site; microtubule cytoskeleton; septin complex. Bases 43 to 1575 code for a protein of 510 amino acids. The transcript is spliced from 3 exons.
GUUUCAGACAACACAUCCCAACUGAUCAUGCCAAGCAUCAAGAUGCCCAGUCGGAAACCCUUCACAGAUCGUGGGAAGGCUCUAGGUCGAUUGAAGGUUUUGAUCGCAGGUGCAUCUGGAUUGGGAAAGUCAUCUCUCAUCCAGUCUAUAGUUCAGGCCUGCGAUGACAUUGUGCACAUGGACGAUUUUGCCUCGGCCUCCCCUACUAGAAUAUCACGGCCUUCCAUUAAAUCUUCUCGCACGUCCCACAUCUUCAGGUUUCCACAAGUGGCCAUCACGGAAAUAUACGCUAGUACCAAGCCCUAUCCGUCGUGGUGGUCGGAUUUGGAGGACUCGCGUGUGCUCCGGCGGAGGAAAAGCACAGGUGAUGUUGUUCUGGAGCGCAACAUUUGCUUUGUAGAUACUUCAGCCACGUCUAUGGGUCGAUCGGAGCAGACUGAUUCGGUCAUACAAUAUAUCCGCCAGCAACUGUCUCGAGCAACCACCGCCAUCGAUGCCCUGAACCAUGAUUUCCAGAAUUUACUCGCUGGCAACGGUGGGACUCAAGUGGAUGCUGUUCUUUACCUCAUCUCAAAAGAAACCCUCCUCGCCGAUAUGGAGUACAUUCAAAGGCUCUGUGAUUGGACCAAUGUCAUCCCCCUCAUCGCUAAAUCAGAUCUUUUGACCGACGAGAAUAUCUUCGCUCUAAAGUCUUCAUUCCAGAAGCACGCUCAGAAAUUGUCCAUCAAGCCUUUUCUUCUAGGCGAGUCCAGCACAGACACGGAAGACAUCAAUGGUCACCUACCUUUCGCGGUAUCUUCCGCCAAAGCCAGUAACGACGAUGUAAUGGAUGCCAGCACCCUUAUGAGCCCAGACUAUGUCCAACCUCUGGUGCCCUCGGAACUAAUGUUGCUGGUUCGACGGGUUUUUGAUAGGGAGAACGUUGCCUGGAUGCGGCAUUCCGCUGCAAAGAAGCUAGCCCUUCAACAGCAGGAAAGACCUUCGCAGGAGCAGCUGCAGCAGGAGGAGCAGAGUCAUCUCCCUCUGAGCGCUCUCACACUCGCACACAGUGUUCACCGCGGCUCUCCCACUUACACCAUGGCUCGGCUCGCGGACCACACCCGUCAGGAGGAGCGCUUGGCUCGAGUGCAGCUGGCCAGGUGGGCUUCGGAUUUGCAGCAAAGCCUUCAGAACGAACGAGACAGAUAUGCCGCGAUGGCCCAGGGCGAACGCGCCAUCUGGCUCACGGAACGUAUCGGGGAGUGUGUCGUAGAGGGAUCGUUGAUUCCUAUCACCCAAACCCCGGGCUUCUGCGGCCUCCACAGGCCUACUGAGAAAGCUGGUGGCGGUGGGGUAGUCCGCCGGACUGUUAACGGACACAACGUGGAGUACCAGGUCGCUCGCCUCAGCCCCCAAGACCCGCUAGGCCUCGUACGAUGGUACGAGGACCUCCGGCGACGUGGGUGGACCGUCGUCCAGGUUGUAGGGAGCUUCGGGGUAAUUGGCGGGCUCGCAUUUUGUUUAGCCAAGGCCUGUGGGUUUCCCUCACGCAACCUGUGCGAAUGGCACCUGGACUGGUACAACACCAGCAACUAACUAAGGAUGAUGCCGUCCGUUACCUUCCCGCUUCAGCCUUUCAGUUCAUACUGAUGAACGAGCCCCACCCUUAUAACUCAUUCCCACAUCACAACUCCAAAAUCCUGGCUUUAUCUUCGCUCUAGACUUCGCUGGACUAUUACAGUUCUCAAGAAGCGUGCUGCCUUCAUGCCCCUCUAUUACCCAUCUACAUAUGCUGCCAAGGGGGGCUUAUUGUCCUCAUGUCCUCAUGUCCCAUUGACCCAAUACCAUUCACCUCACUUUGUCUUCGGCGUUUCAAGGUUAUCGGCCCGUGUUAUCAAUUUGCUCUAGCAUAUAUUUGUUCACUGCACUUCCGCCC